Medioppia subpectinata is the source of this 1448-nucleotide messenger RNA. NCBI's taxonomy places the organism in Eukaryota, Metazoa, Arthropoda, Arachnida, Sarcoptiformes, Oppiidae. The record is from the annotation of a GenBank genome assembly.
GUAUGUAUUGAGUGGUCGUAUGUGUUAUGAAUGGCUGCGAGAAAAUGAUAGCCAAAUGUUUUUCAAUUAUUUUGUGUCUUCAGUACACUAUUUGAGUGAUUGGUGUCUCGAAAUCAAAUACAUUACUCUUUUAGUGAACUAUUCAAGUGUUAUAUAAACGCAUUGAAAGGCAAUAACAUUGCAAACAAUAGCACACACUUUGAGGCCAACCCAUCUAUAUAUCAAUCGCCAACUUCUUGUGGUGUGUUGUGUUUACCAUUGAGUUGUAUGGUGUGUCUGAUCCGUGAGCUCACGAGUAUGCGUUCACACCAUCUGUUUGUCUGGUGACAAGAGUGAGAGACAACUAGUGGUCUGAUUGUUGUUGUGGUUAGCGGUGGUCGACACCCGUGUAUUGGCCGCUCUCUCACACACCCGACGACACACUCUCUGCCCGUCCGGACGCCCACUUCUGACCACCGAUGGACUCGCAGUCGAUCAUCACUCAGACCGUGAGAGAUGAGGCCAAAGACUCGUCUGAAGGCAUACAUGAUUACAGAGCGGACUCUCAGACAGAUACAGCCUUCAGGAUAAUCAAAAAGCCUAAACACAAGAGUAUAUUGAAUACACUGUUGUGCUGUUUUCGGCCAAAUUAUAACCAAAACAACUCAUUACACUCUGAAGAAAAUGGACAAUAUUUUCCUAAGUCACAGGGAAAGUAUUUGUUGCCUAACCUUAAAAGUCAAGACUCGCAUAAAAUUUGUUUAGUUAUCGAUUUGGACGAGACGUUAGUCCACUCUUCAUUCAAACCCAUAAGUAACGCCGAUUUCAUAGUUCCUGUUGAGAUCGACGGCACUAUACAUCAGGUGUAUGUCCUUAAGAGGCCGUAUGUCGACGAGUUCUUACAGCGUAUGGGAGAGCUCUACGAAUGUGUCUUAUUUACGGCCAGUUUAGCUAAGUACGCCGAUCCGGUCGCCGAUCUCUUAGACAAAUGGGGAGUAUUCAAGAGUCGACUCUUCAGGGAGUCGUGUGUUUUUUAUAGAGGAAAUUAUGUUAAGGAUUUGGGUCGACUCGGAAGGGAUCUAAACAAAGUGGUUAUUGUAGACAACUCUCCCGCCUCUUAUAUCUUCCAUCCCGACAAUGCUGUGCCGGUCGCCUCAUGGUUUGACGACAUGACUGACACGGAGUUAAGCGAUUUGAUCCCAUUCUUCGAGCGGUUAAGCAAUAAAGAAAAUGUGUAUUCAGUGUUGCGAAACGCGAACCAGAGUGCGAACCCGUCGGCGACUAACUCUCCCCCGACCAACAACUGGCAGCAACUGAUGGACUCGAACAACAGGGCGCCCAUCAAUUUAGUGAACAAUCUGUCGUCGGCGCCAUCUCUGCACCAACCCAUCCAUCAGCUCCAGAACGGAUCCACACAAACCUCUUAAUAGUUAUUAUUGCAAACACUAUAUGAUUGUGUUUUUACGAAA